AUGGCAUCAUCAAUCGCCAUGUUGGCAGCAAUGCUCUACGCCUCCACAGCACUCUCCCACCCUCAACCCAUCAUCGAAGCCAGCCUUUCUCCAGCCAACCUCGCCAUGACUUGGUAUCAAGCACCUCUGGCUUUCAGCGAAUCAGUCUCGACUGAGACAACCUGCGGCUGGGCCGUAUCCACAGGACAGCUCAACACCACUCAGUGUUACGUCUUGCGCACGUAUGCUCUCGGACUACACCAAAACGAGCAGCACUCGUGUGCUUUAAAAGUGUGGGAUGGCGUCUCUGACUGUUCUGGCAAUGGAUCUUGGACUAUGCAUGCUAUACCUGGUGGUAGAGGUACCAAUUGUGUCGAGACUGGUGUUUUGGAUGGCGGCAAUUUUCAGCAUAAGAGCUGUGUUCUGACAUGCUCUUAG
Molecule: messenger RNA, 417 nt
Organism: Aureobasidium vineae
Lineage: Eukaryota; Fungi; Ascomycota; Dothideomycetes; Dothideales; Saccotheciaceae
Source: the annotation of a GenBank genome assembly